Triticum dicoccoides is the source of this 698-nucleotide messenger RNA. Its product is annotated as putative F-box/LRR-repeat protein At3g49150. The transcript is spliced from 5 exons. Gene Ontology annotation, molecular function: protein binding. The record is from RefSeq and is a predicted model, not a curated record. Bases 294 to 698 code for a protein of 134 amino acids. Lineage: Eukaryota; Viridiplantae; Streptophyta; Magnoliopsida; Poales; Poaceae.
CCUUCCCGCCGCCUCGACUCCGUCGACCGUCCCCGCCGCCUACGCCACACCUUUGUGUCGGCAUCUCCCCCGGCCACCGCGCCGCCACCCCCGCGGGCCGUAAGCACCAAGGUUCUGCAAACGGUCUUUUACUGCACUUGACUGAAGAAGUAGGUGUCUGCUAUAUCCUGCACUUGAGCCCUGCAUCUCAUCAUCCUCUUCAGUUUAUAACUGAUGUUGGUUUGGCUGCCUCUCAUGCUGAAAGCAAGGUUUCACCUUGCCGACAGGCUGAUGGUUCUCCAAGUGCUGAAGUAAUGGGGCCAGAGGUUAGCCUUCCAGAGGAUAUCAUUUGGAAGAUACAUGCCCUUAUGCCUAUUCAAGAUGCCGCUCGUGCUGCCUGCUUGUCUCAUGAUUUUCUUCACUCUUGGAGAUGCUAUCCCAAGCUCAUAUUUGAUAUGAGAGCACUAGGCAAACAAACAAGGGAUUUUAUCAACAUAGUUGACCACAUCAUGCGGAAUCACUCUGGCGUUGGGGUGAAGACAUUUAAAUUGCAAACUCGCGAUGAGUUCACUGUGCAUCCAAGUUAUCUUGAUCGCUGGCUGCAAGUUGCAAUUAUACCUGGGAUCACAGAAUUUACGCUAGGGCUCCCCAUAAAUAGCAAGAUGAAAUAUUACUUUCCUGGUUCACUUCUAUCUCCUGAGGCAGCACACUCAAUCUAG